This is a messenger RNA of Octopus sinensis (East Asian common octopus), 2960 nucleotides long. Its product is annotated as probable global transcription activator SNF2L2. Gene Ontology annotation, cellular component: nucleus. Lineage: Eukaryota; Metazoa; Mollusca; Cephalopoda; Octopoda; Octopodidae. The record is from RefSeq and is a predicted model, not a curated record. Gene Ontology annotation, biological process: positive regulation of transcription by RNA polymerase II. Gene Ontology annotation, molecular function: transcription factor binding; ATP binding; ATP-dependent chromatin remodeler activity.
AUGAGACAACUUGCUUGUCAGGUCACAGCUACCCAACUAAACAAAAUAAAAGCCCAAAUAAGCACAUAUCAACUAAUCAAACGUGGAUUACCAAUCCCUUCUGAAAUUAAACAACAAUUAAAAUAUCGAUCGGAAAGUCUGGCGGGAGUUUUGAACAGUCUUAGUGAGGACAAUAAAAUGAAGGCUUUGAUCGAGUUGAAGGCGAUUGGCCUGCUGGAUCUCCAAAAGCACGUGCGGGAAGAAGUGUUGUGUGUGAUGAAGGAGUCCUGCCGAAUUGAGGGACCUGCCUUUGGUCGUCGAGUCAAGAGACAAAGCCUCCGUGAUUCCAGAAUAACAGAAAGAAUGGAAAAACAUGAAAAAAUGGAAUCCGAGAGACUAAGAAGACAACAAUUUUUAGUUAAAAUAAUUCAGCAACAUCAAAGGCAAUUCCGUGAAAAUAUGCGAAUUCGAGCAACCAAACUGGGCAAAGUGAACAAGGCCGUGUUAAACCACCACCUGACGAAUGAACGAGAGCAAAAGAAAGAGGAGGAUCGAAUUCGGCGGGAAAGAAUGCGUCGAUUAAUGGCAAUAAAUAAUUAAACACGUUUUUAGGAAGAGGAUGAAGUGGGGUACCGAAAGUUGAUAGAUCAAAAGAAGGACACCCGAUUGAAAUACUUGUUGGAACAAACGGACGAAUAUAUAGGGAAUAUGGCCAAGUUAUUGCAGUCCCACAUGUGUGAUCGGUCAUUGGGGGAGGAAGGACAGGACUGUUAUUCCAUUGCUCAUUUUAAUCGAGAAAAGAUUCAAGUCCAGCCUACAAUCCUCACAGGCGGCACUUUGAAGUUGUAUCAGAUUGCUGGACUGGAGUGGAUGGUGUCUCUUUAUAACAACAAUUUGAACGGUAUUUUGGCAGAUGAGAUGGGUUUGGGCAAGACUAUUCAGACUAUUGCUCUUCUGGCCUAUUUAUUGGAACAUAAGAGAAUUCACGGUCCCCAUUUGGUUGUGGUGCCCUUGUCGUAAGUGGUCGUGCUGAUUGGAAGGACUUUGUCCAAUUGGGUGAAUGAGUUUGGUCGAUGGGCACCUUCGAUGGCUGUGGUGGCAUAUCGAGGGACCCCACAAGUGAGGAGGGAAGUCGGCUUAAGAAUGAGAUCUACAAAUGUAAAUGUGGUCAUUACAACAUAUGAUUAUAUCAUAAAAGACAAAAAUGUCCUUUCGAAGGUAUCUUUUUUGACUAACAGGAAGAUGAGGUGGGUUUAUCUGGUCAUCGAUGAAGGACAUCGUAUGAAGAACCAUCACUGUAAACUGACCAGUAUUCUUUCCAGCAAAUUCCAUGUCCCCUACCGACUGCUUCUAACGGGGACUCCUCUGCAGAACCGUCUUCCUGAACUCUGGGCUCUUUUAAACUUUAUUCAGCCGACAAUAUUUAAAUCCUGUGCCACGUUCGAGCAGUGGUUUAGUGCUCCAUUUGCUAGUAUGAAUGAGCGGGUGGAACUUAACCAGGAAGAGUCACUUUUGGUAAUUCGUCGACUCCACACGAUUUUACGUCCAUUUAUCCUUCGAAGACUAAAAAAGGAAGUUGAAUGUCAGUUGCCGGAUAAAGUGGAAUAUAUAAUCAAAUGUGCCCUCACUCCACUCCAGAGAAUUAUGUAUACACAUAUGCAGAAGAAUGGAGUAGUCCUCACAUGUGAUGAAAAGUCAAAAGUUGUUGGGAGGUCACUUUCUAAUACUCUUAUGCAAUUACGGAAGAUAUGUAAUCAUCCUUUCAUGUUUGAGUCGGUUGAAAAGUCGUUGGCACAGAAAUUUGGAAUGUCCAAUGAUAUGGUCACUGGGCCUCUUCUUUUCCGUGUUUCGGGAAAAUUUGAGGUCCUUGACAGAAUAUUGCCCAAAUUGAAAGCAGUGAAUCGAAAAUGUCUUGUUUUUUGUCAAAUGACAUCUUUAAUGAAUAUUUUGGAGGAUUAUUUGAAUAUGAGGGAUUUUUCUCACCUCAGAUUGGACGGGUCUACCAAAGCUGAGGACAGGGAGUUCCUCUUGUCUCAGUUCAACGACCCCCAACUUGACACGUUUAUAUUCCUUCUGAGUACUCGGGCUGGUGGGUUGGGACUGAACUUACAAACUGCGGACACAGUGAUAAUAUUUGACUCUGAUUGGAAUCCCCAUCAAGACCUGCAGGCCGAAGACAGAGCACAUCGGAUUGGGCAGCUCAGACAAGUCACAGUACUUCGUCUAGUCACUGUUAAUUCUGUGGAGGAAAGAAUUCUUUCUGCUGCAAAGAAUAAACUAAAUAUGGACGAGAAGGUCAUUCGUGCUGGAAUGUUUGACCAAAAGUCAACAUCCGAUCAAAGAAGGCAAUUCUUGCAGAGUUUAUUGGAUCAGGACGGAGAUGAGGUUAAGGACGCUGAUUCUAUCCACGACGAUGAAGCCAUCAAUGCUAUGCUAAUGAGGUCAAACGAGGAAUAUGAGUUGUUCACACAGAUGGACUCCCAGCGUGAACAAAUGGACAAACGUGACAAUAUUCCUUCAAGAGUAAUCACCGAGGAUGAACUCCCCCUUUGGCUUGUUCAUUCGUCUUAUGAAAAAGUGAACUCGCCAAUUUGGGAACAUUCUUUCUCACGGAGACGGGCACAAGUUGAGGAGGAGGAUUCGAGUUUCUCAGAGGAUUAUGUGCCCAGUAGACCAAAGAGAGCAGUCAAGCCAACCCAGAGGGAUAUUGGUCAGCUCUUGAACGAUUUGUUGACAUUUUUGAUUGACUAUCAUGACGAGUAAUGGUUUUAGUAUAGUUAAGGGAUGGCCGAGCAUUGAUUGAUCCUUUCCUGGAAUUGCCAUCGAGGAGAGAGUUGCCUGACUAUUACGAGAUUAUUAAAAAGCCAGUGGACAUAAAGCGGAUUAAGGUGUUGGGUGUGUUGUAUUGUAGAGUCGAAUCAAGUUGAAGAAAUAUACUUCAUUGGAGGAGUUCUCUAAGGAUGUUGUACUCAUGUUUGAGA